GAAGCCCUGGACAGCUGUGCUUACUAGUUUUCCAACACUGGCUGCGGUGAUCAAAAUCUGCAUUUCAUUGUUUUCUUUUGUUUAAAUUAAUUUUGAGAGAAAAUACCCAAUCAAUGGAGAGUGUGGAAGUCUUGAAAAAUACUUCAACUCCAGGAGAUGUUGUGCCGCCAAAGGCAUCCCUUCCCUUUACCUCACAUUGCGUCCAUUUGGAGGCGGGACCCUCGCAAUUUACUGUGCGCGCUCUAAAAAUGCAAGGCAGCACCAUGCUGUUUGUAAAUGCCAAGGAAUCGGAAGUUUUUGAGGAGUUAGCGGUGGCCAUGCCCUCUCGCAAUCCCGCCAGCAGCGAGUCAAUAUCCUCCACAAUUCUCGGCGGACACGGGCAGACCGAUUCCUCCGUUCUGGCUGCUAAGUUAAGCAAACGCUAUCACCGGCAAUUCUAUGUGAGCCUCAAUCUCAAACUGGACAGACUGGCGGGUCCUCUGUUCGAAAAGUCGCUAGUCACCUACAUGCAAGAGCAUCUGGAGCACUUCGCUUGAGUGGGUACUACGUAUAUGUGGGCUCGCCACCGAUGACACGGCGCCGCGUGGGGGUCACCAUCUAUUUCGGGGACCAGCGGCUAUACCCCACGGACACAGCACUACGUACUCGCACUCCACUCAACCACACUCCAUCGCACUAUCUGGGAUCUCCGAUUCCCGAUCUCCGCUCAGACGUCGUCAUGCGGCGGUCGAGUGAGCGCGAACUUUAAAAUAGAGAAACGUGUCGCAGAACCGAUUUUUGUACAAUAAAUUUAUUGCCCCUAAGUAA
This is a messenger RNA of Drosophila ficusphila, 807 nucleotides long. RefSeq lists its product as uncharacterized. Bases 114 to 536 code for a protein of 140 amino acids. The transcript is spliced from 2 exons. The record is from RefSeq and is a predicted model, not a curated record. Gene Ontology annotation, biological process: proteasome assembly. NCBI's taxonomy places the organism in Eukaryota, Metazoa, Arthropoda, Insecta, Diptera, Drosophilidae.